ACGACAGCCCUGGCUCACAGUCGACCUCACACCACCAAUCUCAGCCCUAAUUACCAUCUGCUCGCGGGCCCGCCACCCCAGCUCGACGCGCUUUUACUCCCAUAUUCGAUAUCGUUGUCGCGUCCAAUCUCGCUGCGCUUCCGAGUUUACCAGCUGGAGGGACCUCCAGCAGCGCGUUCACGCUGGCUUUCCGACGACAGACGCGCUCCGACCGGGAGCUGGGCCGGUCGGCGAUGGGCUCCAGCGUACGCGCCGGCAGCUCCGCGAUGAGCCGACCCAGCAUCAGGCCCGGCGGCAUCAGGUCAUCGUCCGUCCGACACGCGUCGUCGACGCUGGGUGUGCCCCGAGGCAGCGCCACCGCCGCCGACCGCUCCGGCGCUGUGUCGCCCGCGGAUACCAUCUCGACCUCAUCGGGCAUGAAGCGCAAGGAGCGAGACUUCGACUCGGAGGCCGGGGGCGAGGAGACCAACAUCAACGUCGUCGUGCGCUGCAGAGGGCGCAACAGCCGCGAGGUCAAGGAGAGCAGCACCGUCGUCGUCAGCACGGACGCGGUCAAGGGCAAGCAGGUCGGGCUGUCCAUGGGCGCCAACGCGCUCAGCAACAAGACGUACAGCUUCGAUCGCGUCUUUUCCCAGGCGGCGGACCAGAACAUGAUCUUCGACGACACCGUCAAGCCUAUUCUGGAAGAGAUGCUCGCCGGGUAUAACUGUACCAUCUUUGCGUACGGCCAGACCGGCACCGGAAAGACGUAUACCAUGUCGGGCGACAUGACGGAAACACUGGGCAUGCUUUCCGACGAAGCCGGCAUCAUCCCACGCGUACUUCAGCAGCUCUUCCAGAAGCUCGAAAUCGACGACUCGGAAAAUUGCGUCAAGUGCUCCUUCAUCGAACUCUACAACGAAGAAUUGCGCGAUUUGUUGUCUGUCGAGGAGAGCGCCAAGCUGAAGAUCUUCGACGAUGUGUCACGCAAAGGACAUGCCGGCACCAUCAUCCAGGGAAUGGAGGAGAAGCACAUUACGAACGCCUCCGAGGGUAUCAAGGUGCUUCAGGAUGGCAGCUUGAAACGCCAGGUUGCGGCGACAAAGUGUAACGACCUCAGCUCUCGAAGCCAUACAGUCUUCACCAUCACCGUCUAUAUCAAGAAGCCAAACGAGAACGGCGGCGAAGACUUUGUUAGCGCGGGCAAGCUUAACCUUGUCGACUUGGCUGGCAGCGAAAACAUUCAGCGAUCCGGCGCUGAGAAUAAGCGCGCCGCGGAGGCUGGGCUCAUCAACAAGUCCCUUCUGACCCUCGGCCGCGUCAUCAACGCGCUCGUCGACCGGAGCUCGCAUAUUCCCUACCGAGAGUCGAAGUUGACCCGCCUGCUCCAGGACUCGCUCGGUGGCCGGACAAAGACGUGUAUCAUCGCGACAAUAUCACCUGCUAAGAGCAACCUCGAGGAGACGAUAUCAACACUCGACUAUGCCUUCCGCGCCAAGAACAUCAAGAAUAAGCCCCAAAUGAAUCCGUUGCUCAACAAAAAGAUGCUUUUAAUGGAGUUUGCGAGCGAAAUUGAGAAACUCAAGAGCGAGCUUAUCUCAACGAGGCAGCGCAACGGGGUGUACCUAUCCAACGAGACCUUUGAGGAAAUGACGGCCCAGAGCGAAUCACGGCGAAUAGUCGUCGAGGAGCAGACGGCCAAGAUCGAAACUCUGGAGACGAAUCUACGCAACAAGGGCCACGAGCUGCUCUCCCUUACUACCUCGUUUAUGGGACUGAAGAAGGAUCACGAAGGGACCAAGGCCCAGCUCAACGACACCAACGGCGUGCUGGAACAGACCGAGAUUAUCCUUUCGGCGACGCGUAAAACCCUGGCUGAGGAAACGCGGCGGCGGAAGGCCCACCAGGAGACGGAAGGCAAACUCACCGAGAUCGGCGGGGAGCUUAUCAGCAAGCUCAACAAGACUGUGAAUGACGUCGGCGGUCUUCAUGCGAAGAACAGACGAAAAUCAGACCUACAGUCGCUAAAUCGCGUCACCUGGGGGACUUCACAGAGUCAGGUCGCCGAUGUCACGUCCAUGGUCGAGCGGCGGGUACAAGAGUUUCAAGACGAGCAGCUCGAGCACAUUUCCAGCGUCCGGAAUCGGAUGCAAGAUUUUGUUGAAGAGGAGUUGCAAAAGCUGACUACCACGCAAUCGUUUUUGGACAAGCAUCUCAACGAGUUUGUUGAGUCCAAGAAAGACAUGCUGGAGAGAAAACAGGCAUCCAAAGUCGACAUGGACGGGGUGCUGGAGGAGAUCAAGGAGAUUCGCGACAACGUCAAGGAGAAGACGGGGGAGAGCCUGCACGCCAUCUCCAACGCAGCUGAGAAGAUCUCGGCAGAUGUUUUGCAAGAGAUGACCAACUUUCACAGCACGUUGCACACCUCCUAUAGUACCCUCGGCAAGGACUUCAAGACGCUGUUCGAAGAUCUUGUCAGACACAUCACCGCACAGCGCAGCGAGACGGAUAACCUCCGACGCCAGCUGCAAACCGCCCUGAACACCAUUGUUCUCCAAAAUACCAGCAUCUCUACUCGAAUACAAGAGACCUUGGAGGAGGAACGGCGCCAAGCAGCUGAGGACCGCCAAAGGCUGAUGACGCAGAUUACGGUUCUGAUCAACGCUCAGGCAGAGUCGCAAGAGGCGCGCAUGGCCGACAAAGCAUCCCAAAUCCAAAAGACUGUAUCCGAGUCCUCGACAUCGCUCGAGGCAGCAUCCGCACAAUACGGAGAAGGCAUAGACUCUUGGGAUGAGAAGGAGGGCGAGUUGCUGGACGAGGUUAAGAAGAUGCGAGACCAGCUCAAGACCAGACUCAAGGACGAUUGGACCACCACAAGCGAGCAGAGCAUGGCUAUCCAGAACUCUGUUCGCUCUGUGCAUGCCGAGACGGUCCGCGUCGUGGACGAGCAGGUCGAGCACCUCGACACGCAAAUGGAGGCGCUCGACGACUUUGUCACGCGAGCACGGUCCGAGAACGCCAGCCAUCACGAAGCACACGGGCAAUCAGUCCAGGCGCUGUCAAACACCGUCGAGCAAUCGUUUGGUAACAUCGCGGCGCACUUCAAGACGACUUUUGACCGUGUCAAGAAUUUGGGCGAGGAAAUGGAACUGGACACAAACGACCUCGAGGACGGGCUGGAGCCGCUCGAGACGCAGCUCUGCCAGCCUUUGGCUAACCUGCGCGAAGGCAUUACCUCCACGUCACUCCACGAGUACCAGCCCACCGGCGAGACCCCUCAAAAGGUGCUAUACACCUACCCGAAGACCCUGCCGCGAACAGAAUCACCCGAUGCCGGUCUCUCGCACUUUGAGGAGCCUUUGGACUUGAUGGAGGAGCAUGGAGAGAACGACGAGGGCCACGACAGCAUUCUCUUCCCGGAACUGGACCCCAACCGAAAGAUGAGCUCGCCGCUGUCGCAGCGACGCCCAUCCAACGCUAGCAGCUUGGACAAGAACCCGCUGAGUAUGAGUUUGCGCGAGGUGAAUCCCAAUGUAACGACGAAUCUAACCACGGGCGCGAUUGGAUUCGACCCUAGCAUGAGCACCAUGUCCCUGCAGUCAGACCACACCAUGCCCAUUCUCAAGAGGAGCACACGACCUGGGAGGGGGAGGAGGGCGUCCAUGAUUGUCGAGGGGAGAGAGAAUCUCCCGCUGACAACGGAGGUGUUUGCGCAGGGCAUGUCGAGGAGGAAGAGCCCGAGGCUUAAUUAAUUGACAUGGUGCAGAGGUUGGAAUUGCUCGCACGCGCUGGUGUUGGGCUGACACAGGCUUUUGCCGGCGUUUAUCGGUGGUCAUGGAUGGCAUGGGUUCCGGGGCUUAGAGGCUGGGCGUCUUUUCUCUUCAUGAGCGGGAGCCGGAGGUUGUUGGGAUUAUAUUGCAGGGUUAUUGAGCACUUGUGAUACCCUUGAGCAUUGUUGAAGAUGUGUACAGUUUUCGUCGUUGGCGUUGGAGAAUCAACCACUGGGCUGGCAAGCCGAAAUCUACUUUGUACAAGCUUGCUAUGAUGGAACAACUACCACGCCUGUGUGUCACCUUCCUAUGAUGUAUGGAAAUCCGUCAAGACGACUCAUCG
Molecule: messenger RNA, 4092 nt
Organism: Purpureocillium takamizusanense
Lineage: Eukaryota; Fungi; Ascomycota; Sordariomycetes; Hypocreales; Ophiocordycipitaceae
Gene: KIP1
Product: Kinesin- motor protein
Exons: 3
Coding region: 234-3731 (1165 amino acids)
Biological process (GO): microtubule-based movement; mitotic spindle assembly
Cellular component (GO): nucleus; spindle microtubule
Molecular function (GO): ATP binding; microtubule binding; plus-end-directed microtubule motor activity
Source: RefSeq, a predicted model, not a curated record